CGGAUUGCAGCCUCACACCUACACAGCGCCGCGCGCACAAAAUGGAGGAUUCACCUGUGUGAGGGGAAAUAAGUGCAGUCAAGAAUUCGGAUUUACGAGUUUACAAGUUUUUUGGACGAGUUUUUUUUAAAGAAGUAUUUUCAAGUCAGUUUUAAGUCUUUUCCCCCAUUAGCCUGCUUUAGAAGAGCGUAUUCCAAAAAUGCGCCUGUUAUUUGUGAUCCUUAUCAUCUUCACGGUAACAGGCUUCACCACGGGGGUCAAUGUCGUCUGCCCAGUGAAACGCUAUGUGGUCAUCCUCUUCCAGCCGGUCACCCUCAGGUGUGAUUUCACUACUACAUCCACAGUACCCCCCCUUAUCACCUGGAAGUACAAGUCCUUCUGCAGAGAUCCGAUCCAAGCUGCCCUGAACCCAAGCAGUGCGGAUAACACGUUGGCCCAGUCCAACCCCAACUACAACCCAAACAUCGAAUGCUCAGACAGUUCAAGGACUGUGCGUAUUGUGGCUUCUAAACAGACUGCAGUCACGCUGGGAAACCAAUACCAGGGCCGCAAGAUCAGCAUCAUUAACAAUGCCGACCUCAACAUUGAUCAGACUGCAUGGGGUGAUAGUGGUGUGUAUGUGUGCAGUGUUGCUUCAUCCCAGGACCUCUCAGGAAAUGGGGAGGACUAUACUGAACUCAUAGUUUUGGAGAGAAAGUCAAAUACUACAGACCUGCUGCCUGGCAUUGACUUACUGAUCAUGGAAGAUUGGUUGUUGGUAGUGUUGGUGGUGCUUGGCUUCUUCUUGCUGCUGAUCUUCUUUGGGAUCUGUUGGUGUCAGUGUUGCCCUCACACAUGUUGCUGUUAUGUGAGCUGCCCAUGUUGCCCAGAACGCUGCUGCUGCCCAAGGGCAUUGUAUGAAGCAGGUAAAGCCGUUAAGGCAGGUGCUUCUAGCCAGUAUGCAGCCAGUAUGUUCGCUCCUAGUAUGUAUGGACAACCUGUGUAUGUGGGAGGGCCAUCACCACCCAUCCCAAUGCUGCCCAUGCCUCAGGGUGUCAACGCCCCUCCCUCUAAUGGCUAUGGAAGGGACUUUGACACAGCCAGCUCAGUUGGUCAGGGAUCUCAGGUACCGUUGCUGCAUGACCAUGAUGGCGGAGCGGGCCAGACCCGUAGUGGAUACCGUAUCCAGGCUAAUCAGGAUGGGAAUCCUACACGUUUGCUGUACUAUAUGGAGCGAGAGCUGGCCAAUCUGGACCCCAGUCAGCCUGCAGGUGCCGCAGGCACAUAUAGUCGACUUGAUGGUAUGAGUGAGAUCAGUUCUCUGCAUGAUGGUGGAGACCCUCGUAAUCGUGGUCGCUCCAGGCCUCCCCAGCUGAACACAGUGUAUGAUGAUGAGAACAUGAGCACUAUCAGCAGCGUAUCUCAGAAUAUGCGGAGAGAUGAGCCCAGGAGAGGGGUUGGAGGUGGUCCUAACCAUGGGCGUGCACGCUCCAUGGACAACCUUGAUGAUAUCGGCCGACAUUACAGAGACCGUGAUUAUCCCCCUAGGGAAGGCAGAAGAGGUUCUGAUGAUGAAUGGAGCAGAAGUGGUCGUGGAUAUGACCGUGUCCCAGAUGACAGACAUCGUGACUAUUCUCCUGUCGAUCGCUUCCGUGAUGAUCCUCGGGGAGUUGGCCUCCAGGGCCGCCGCAGUCGUAGCCGUGAUGACUUGAUGGAUCUGGAACGUAGGCGGGGAGGUGGAGGCCGGGAUGCAUAUGAUGACAGCUUCCUGCGGGAGGCAAUGGAGAAGAAGAAGAUGGGUGAGCAGCAGCGGGCACGGAGCCGCGAGCAUCUUGACAGUGACAGUGAGCGCUCAGACCGCUAUAGGGGAGGACAUGGGGGGCCACCACCACUCCCUCACAGCAGGCCUGCAGGCAAUCCUGACCAACGGCGUGCCAACAAUGCCGGCUUCCCACCUCCACCAUCCUACACAGAGGAUACAGACAGCUUAGCAUCGUCCAAGAAAAGCAAUCUCCGCAAGAAUGGGGCUGUGAGUCGUGAGAGUCUGGUGGUGUGAAACAUUGUGAUUGCAGUCAACACGUCAGCUUGGUGUGUUUGUUAUAUUUUGCAAGUUUGUGGUUUUUGUUGUCAGUUGCUGAAUGUUCAUUUCUGGAUUAAAUGGGGAAGUACAUGUGUGAAUGCGAUUUAUUUGAGACUGAGACUCAUGACUUAAUGUAAUGUUAUUUAGUAGUUUUAUGAAUUUGUAUGUGAUGGUUGUAUAGCUAUAAUCACUAUUUGUUUUAUUAUGAAUAUGCAUUUUUAAAAAGCUGUUUUUAUGAUAUUGAAUAUUUUCCUUAAAAUAUCCAGGUGACACUAAGACUAGGCAGUAAUUACACUUAACAAGCUUAGCAUCUUAUGGCUCAGAAACUGAAUUGUAAAUGUGUACAAAUUAUAUUUCAAAUGAAUUUACAUCUUUGUAUUUACUGUAAAGAGAUUUCCCAACUGAAGUUAUUUUCAGUAUGGCAGUAAUAAUUUCCCUGUAUUGCUAGUUUUAUGGUUUCCAAAAGAAAAGAUGUUACCUCGCUUCACAAUGUUGUAAGUUUUAAAAAUGUCUUUGUUUUAACCAUGCAUUUUGUUUUUUUUAACGGAAUUAACCAGACAUGUAAAUUGCUUUCAUACACUUGUAAUUUGUUAUGCUGAUAUUUUUAACCAUAAUCAUGAUACAUUUUGUUAAUGGUUUAUAAAUCAUUUUACAAUAAAUCUUUUGUAUAUAAAAACAAUUUGAUGUUACUAUUGAAAGGGAAAUGAGCUUGCUUUAGAUUUUAUUUUUUUUCUACCACUAGGUGGUGUCAAUUUUUCUUUUAAAGCUAUGUCAAGUUUGUGUUGUGUAGCUGAAUGUGACAUGGGCCUACAGUUCUACAGCUAAAAGAACUCUGCACAGAUCUUUAGAUGUAUUAAAUCAUUACAUGCUGU
Messenger RNA from Ictalurus punctatus (channel catfish), 2931 nucleotides. RefSeq names its product lipolysis stimulated lipoprotein receptor (gene lsr). Gene Ontology annotation, biological process: establishment of blood-brain barrier; tricellular tight junction assembly. Gene Ontology annotation, cellular component: plasma membrane; tricellular tight junction. NCBI's taxonomy places the organism in Eukaryota, Metazoa, Chordata, Actinopteri, Siluriformes, Ictaluridae. The record is from RefSeq and is a predicted model, not a curated record. Bases 200 to 2035 code for a protein of 611 amino acids. The transcript has 11 exons.